Messenger RNA from Plasmodium gallinaceum, 906 nucleotides. RefSeq names its product ubiquitin-conjugating enzyme, putative. Lineage: Eukaryota; Apicomplexa; Aconoidasida; Haemosporida; Plasmodiidae. The transcript has 7 exons. Bases 1 to 906 code for a protein of 301 amino acids. The record is from RefSeq and is a predicted model, not a curated record.
AUGACAACUUUAAAAGAAUCCAUAUCAAAUGUUCUUUCUGAAUUGAAUUGUGAUCAAAAGAAGGAAAUUCUUAAUGUUUUAGUUCAUAUUCUUAGAAAAAUAAUUGAAAAUCCUUCUAGAGCAAAAUUUAGAUCAUUAAAAAAAGAUAAUAAAACUUUUAUAAAUAAAUUAUUACAUUUUAAAGGAUCAGAUAAUAUUUUAAGAUCUCUUGGUUUUGAAGAAGAUGAAGAGAAAUGGUUUUUUCCUUUAUCAAAGGAUGAUACAUUAUCAAGAAAUUUAAAAGAAAUUCAAAACUAUAUUAACGAUAACUUAUGUUUACUUUAUAAUAAUAGUGAGUCACUUUUUGAAAAGAAAAUAUUAGAUACUUGCAAUGAUUACAGAAAUAAUUUGAAUGAAAAUACUUACUCACAAUUUAAUGAUAAUGAUAAAAUAUUAAAAAAUAAUCUAGAUGGAUUGAAAUUGGAAGGUUUAUCAAAAAGAAGGUUAGAAAAAGAAAAAAUGGAAUUAUUAAAUGAAAAAGAAAAUACAAUUCAAUUAAUAAGAGAAUAUUCAGAUAAAUGGAUAAUUCAAAUAAAGGGUGCUGAAAAUACCUUGUAUUCCAAUGAAACAUUUAAAAUACAAUUUAAAUUUACUGACAAAUAUCCUAUAGAAAGUCCAGAAGUUAUAUUUAUUGGUGAACCUCCUAUUCAUCCUCAUAUUUACAGUAAUGGUCAUAUUUGUUUAUCUAUUUUAUAUGAUCAUUGGUCACCUGUUUUAUCAGUAAAUGCUAUAUGUUUAUCAAUUAUUUCUAUGUUAUCUAGUUGCAAAAAAAAAAGAAAACCAAUUGAUGAUAUUUUAUAUUGUUCUGCUGGUGGUAAAGUUUCUCCAAAAAAUAUGAAAUGGAUGUUUCAUGAUGAUAAAAUAUAA